Molecule: messenger RNA, 2175 nt
Organism: Harpia harpyja (harpy eagle)
Lineage: Eukaryota; Metazoa; Chordata; Aves; Accipitriformes; Accipitridae
Gene: P2RX1
Product: purinergic receptor P2X 1
Exons: 14
Coding region: 340-1638 (432 amino acids)
Biological process (GO): monoatomic cation transmembrane transport; response to ATP
Cellular component (GO): plasma membrane; nuclear inner membrane
Molecular function (GO): ATP binding; extracellularly ATP-gated monoatomic cation channel activity; purinergic nucleotide receptor activity
Source: RefSeq, a predicted model, not a curated record
UUCAGAGGAAAUGGCUGCGUAUCGACAGCAUCGUACAGGUUUGUGUCUGCAGGAACCCAAGAUAAAAACAUCCCCAAGGUCACAGCUGCUGUGCAAGCGUCUGUGCAGCGGGUUGUGGGCACUCCUCUGGGCUGCACCUUACACAGUAUGCUUAUAAAACCCUCUUUCCACUAAUUCUUUUUGUAUUUUUAUUUUUUGUUUAGGCAUUACAGUAAUAUAUUUAUUAUCACAGCAGGUGAUAUUGCUUUUCUUGCAAACAGAAAGUAAGCCCUGACCUUGCAUCAGGACAGCCCAGCACCUGAGCCGCAGCAGAAAGCAUCACAGCCCCAUGAACUCAUCAUGUCCCGGCAGGUGACCACCCUGUCUGGGCAGAGGAGUUGCACGAGCAGCUGUGGGCACGGCCCGACCCACGGUGCAGCGAGCAGCAGGGCUGGCAGGAGACUGUGGCACAACCCUGGCACAGCCAUGGGGCAGAAGUGCAUGGAGAAGGUGUCCUCCUUCCUCUUCGAGUAUGACACCCCCAGGAUGGUGCUGGUGAGGAACAAGAAGGUGGGACUGACCUUCCGGCUGAUCCAGCUCAUUGUCCUGGCGUACAUCAUCGGGUGGGUUUUCCUCUAUGAGAAGGGCUACCAGUCUCAGGACAGCAUUGUCAGCUCUGUCUCGGUGAAGCUGAAAGGCCUGACGCUGACCAACGAGAGUGUCAUGGGCCCUCACAUCUGGGAUGUGGUGGAUUAUGUUUUCCCACCCCAGGGGGACAGCUCGUUCGUGGUGAUGACCAACUUCAUUGUCACCCCUGGACAGAAACAAGGAAACUGCCCGGAGCUGCCGGAUGCCGGGCUCUGCAAGCAGGACAGCGACUGCAGCAAAGGGAAAUACAGCCGUCAGGGACAAGGGCUCAUGACAGGCAAGUGUGUGAAUUUCAACAGCUCUGUGAAGACCUGCGAGAUCUUUGGCUGGUGCCCCGUUGAAGUUGAUGACCAUGUUCCCAGCCCUGCCCUGUUGUCAGAAGCGGAGAAGUUCACUUUGUUCAUCAAGAACAGCAUCACCUUCCCCAGGUUCAAGGUGUCCAGGCGCAACUUGGUUGAGAGUGUCACCAAACAGUACCUGAAGAAAUGCACCUAUCACAAAGUCACCGAUUCCUUAUGCCCCGUGUUUGACCUGGGAUACAUAGUGAAGGAAUCGGGUCAGAAUUUUACCUUCCUGGCUAUUAAGGGUGGAGUGGUGGGCAUCACCAUCGACUGGAACUGCGACCUUGACUGGCCCGUCCGGUACUGCAAACCCAUUUACCAGUUCCACGGCCUUUACAAUGAUGACAGUAAUGUUUCACCAGGCUUCAACUUCAGAUAUGCCAAAUACUACAAAGAAGAUGGGACAGACAAGAGGACACUCUACAAGGUGUUUGGGAUCCGGUUCGACAUUUUGGUGAAUGGCAAGGCAGGCAAGUUUGACAUCAUCCCGACCAUGACCACAAUUGGCUCUGGAAUUGGUAUUUUUGGAGUGGCCUCUGUCCUCUGCGACCUGCUCCUGCUGCAUUUUCUCCAAGGACGGGACUAUUACAAGCAGAAGAAAUUCAAAUACGCAGAACAGGAGCCUUCAAAGUCGCAUAAGAAGGAAAAGGAGCUGGACAACACGCAGUGAGAGAAUCCACACUGACCGACAAACCUGCACCCUCUUCCUCCCCUAAAACACAGCUGCAUUCCUUGCCACCACCAUGCGCAGCCCCAAGGCCAGCAGGAGCAGCAUCUGACACCAGCUCAUGGGAACGUGGCACCCUGCAGCCAGGGCAGGGUCCGGCCGGCCCGGUGCCCUGCAUCUGGUGGGACAUGCUGCGAUGCUGGGGGUGGGUUAAAGUAAGGGACACUCGGGGCCUUCCAGAAGCUCUGCUGCAGGGCACUAGGGUCUGCUGCCUUUGCAGGCUCUUCUGAAGGGCUCCCACUGAACCCUGCCUGGUGUGCCCUGGCUGUGCCAGGACAUCCCGCACCUGAAGCCCCUGAAGAGAGCAUCACUGCCUCUCCUUCCCCAGCGGCAUCCUUGGACAGCUCCAAAUUGAGGAGAGGGGGAGGGAAGGAGAGCCGGCAAGAACCAUGCCCAGUCCCUCAGCAUGGGAGAAAAAUGGUUAUUUUGUAAGGAUGUAUUUUAUUAAAAAAAAAAAAUAAACCUUUAGUUUUUCUACUA